Messenger RNA from Fusarium odoratissimum NRRL 54006, 2238 nucleotides. RefSeq lists its product as uncharacterized. The coding region runs from base 1317 to 1907 and encodes 196 amino acids. The transcript has 2 exons. NCBI's taxonomy places the organism in Eukaryota, Fungi, Ascomycota, Sordariomycetes, Hypocreales, Nectriaceae. The record is from RefSeq and is a predicted model, not a curated record.
CAAGUUUAUCCUCAAACUUCGCGGGAUUCGGCUUCAUCAACUAGAGCUGGCUUUAACAGUUUUCUUGCUUUCGACCAAGGCGCCCCAAUUUGUUGCCCCCAAUCACAAAUCUUGGCUCAAUCUCGCCUUGGCGCCCCCGGAUGCAUGUUUGAAGCGUGCAGGCCUCUAACGCUAUGAACACGCCUGUUCAGCAUAUGCGCGAGAUCGUGAUGAGAGAUGAUGGAGGAUUUGCAGUCACUGGGUACUCAACUACAGGGUUCACCUGGUAGCCAAGAAAUGCCCGUCCGAGGCAGCUGUUGCCUCCCAUUUCUUGGUUCUUCAUUUCAAUAUCCAUCGCUGCUCAUUUUCCGGUUUUUCUGAUACAACUCGGAGAACGGCACUGAAACCCUGGUCGCGGAAUAUUAUGCAGGUACUCGUGAGCUUGAAUGUCAAAAGUCGGUCGUUUCGGUAAAUCAUUUAUGCAUUUGCCUCAAGAUUCGAAUGGAUCGGGUAGCUGUCCAGGCUACAGUCAUGACCUGGUUCCUGCGCUCCUUUCAACAUUACUACAUACUUAGGCCAUUGUACCUAAUACCCGAAACCCCAAGACAUGCCGCGUGAGCUUGAGGCUCAGCUCUGCACAAACGGUGUUUGCCAAAGAAUGGGUCGGCCUCCGUUUGAGAACUUGCUGUAUUAUUCCCGGCGGUCUCGUGUAGGGCUAGCUGAGACGUGGGAUGCUGUACUUCCCUCGCCUUGCAUGACGUAAGCUAGGGGGCAGCUGAGGCCACUACAUCUGGAAGCUCUGAAUGCCGUAUUCACAAAAGCGCCCCAGAAAACAGCUCGGACUGGGCGAUAUCUACACUAGGUGCACAGUGUAUGACAUAUGGCACUGGUACAGAGGCCGCAGUAGCUUGACUGACAUCAAUCUGAAGCACGAAUAUUUGGGUACAGGUCCGUUUCUGGUCCGUUAACUGCGCUGUUGGCUGUAUCGAUCGAUGGCCUAACUACGAAUAGACGUGCCUCCACCAUUCUCCAAGCAUACGAAUCGCCAAGGCCCGGAGCUAGGGCGGACAGUCCGGGGUGAAGGGGGUGUGCGAAUAGAAGUCAUCGUCAAAGGCCCCAGUGCAAUGCAGUCAGCCAAGAUGGACGGCAUAGCAUGGCAUGGUUCGUUUCUAACUGUCUCGGUCUGUGUCCAUAAAACGUCUUGACUUCCAGGCUUUCUAUUCUUUCUCUCCUCCUCUCUCAUCCAUCGCUGCCAACCAAUUCGAGAUCAGACUCUCUGUCACCAAACAACAAGCACUUCUCAGUCCAAUCUUCUCAUCAUCAACAACACCAACAUCAUGAAGUACUCUGCUGUCACUCUUCUCGCUGCCCUGGCUGCCUACUCUCAGGCCCAGUCCAUCUCCAUCCCUGGCGGUGACGAGGUCUCUUCUAUCAUUGGCGACGUUUCCUCCCGAAUUGAUGAUGCCUCCUCUAUCAUUGAGGACGUCUCUACCCGCGUCGGUGAUGAGGUCUCUUCUCGCGUCGGCGAUAUCUCUUCUCGCAUCAGCACCGCCACUGAGACUGGUGCUUCUACAACCGUGACUGAUGCUUCCACCGUCACCGAAUCCGCAGAGACCGAGACCGAGACCGGAUCAAACACUGUCGACACCAGUGCUCUCGCCAGCGUGACCAGCGCUCUUGCCAGUGCCUCCAGCGCCAUCGAGGAUGAGAUUGCUUCUCUCAGCUCUGAUCUCGCCACUGCUACUGGUACUGCCAGCGAGGCUAUUGAGUCCAAGAUCGCCGAGGCCACCUCCAGGGCAGGUGCUAUCGAGAGCAGUGCUGGUGCUGCCGCCAGCAGUGCCACUGGCGACAACGCUGGUGCCAUGCCCACUGCUGCCGUCGCUAUGGGUGCUCUUAUGGGUGGUGCUGCUCUCUUUGCCAACAUGUAGAUUGGCAUUUACGGAAGACAACAGUAAUAAUGAAAUAAACGGUCAAAUCUUCACGCGCCAUCAUUUUAACCAACAUGGAGCUCUUGUGUAUAUCCAAUUCUGAUGAAGCAAGGAUAUGACAGGGUUCGGGAUCUUAAUUAACUAGCGUUGCACAUCUGCCGUUAGUGUGAUGAACAGGGGAAUCUGGAAUUGAGGGAUGCCAAUGUCUGGUGCAGCCUUUGUAACGGUGACUUUGUCAAUAGCAUUACUUACAUGAAACGUUCUCGACCUUCGAUACUAAGAUAAAGAUGUUUCGUAUUAUAUGUUAGCCCAAAUGAUGAAUUUCUGUGCU